This is a messenger RNA of Coffea eugenioides, 962 nucleotides long. Its product is annotated as lectin-like. Bases 45 to 782 code for a protein of 245 amino acids. NCBI's taxonomy places the organism in Eukaryota, Viridiplantae, Streptophyta, Magnoliopsida, Gentianales, Rubiaceae. The record is from RefSeq and is a predicted model, not a curated record. The transcript has 3 exons.
CUGCAGCAUAAACAAGGCUCCCCAAAGACUUCCUUUAGAACGAAAUGGGGGCAGAGUGGUCACAAGAUGAGGUAUCACAGCCUACUGAAGAACACAGAAAGGAAACCCCUCCAUGCACUCCACAGAUCAACAAUAAUGAGUCUGGGGCAAUUCAGAAGACUGCCACAGAACUUAAGCUUCCUCACAAUCACGAAGAGAUUCUCAAAGAUGCUGAUGCACCGGUUGACAAGUCCUCUACUGAGAAGCUCUAUGAUCAGCUAUAUGCAGGAGUAUUCUUAAACCAAAAAAAGAAGAAGUAUUGGAUUGAUAGGACCUCUAAGAGGAACUGCUUCAUGCUAUAUGCAAGAAAUCUUUCAAUAACCUGGGCUGAAGACAGAUCCUGCUGGCACUGGCCCUUCAUAAAAGAAUCCAGUGAUGUGACUCUAGUUGCUGCAGAGCUGCUGAACGUUUGCUGGCUGGAAAUUCAUGGGUGGUUCAACACGGUCAAUCUCACACCAAGAACUCUCUAUCAGGUUGUAUUUGUUCUUAUGUUAAAAGAUCCUGCUUAUGGAUGGGGAAUUCCAGUGAACUUCAGACUCAUUCUAGCAGAUGGAAGCAGACAGGAACACAAAGAAAAUAUGAUGGACAAACCUAGGGGAAAGUGGAUAGAAGUCCUAGCAGGAGAAUUUGAGACGUUGCCAGAGAAUAAUGGGAAUAUGGAGUGUUCAAUGUAUGAAUAUGAGGGUGGGGGGUGGAAGAGAGGACUGGUCAUAAAAGGAAUUCUCAUUCGACCAAAAGACUGAAGUUCUUCAGCAAUCAGCUACGACUGCAGAGGCAAUUUAUGCUGGACAAAGUUUACUUUCAAAUCACACGAGAUGAAGAAUCCAAUUACAAAAACCAAUGUACUGAGGAAUCAAAACAACAAGAUGAUGCUUCUAUAAAUAAAAUGCCUUAAAUUUCUCCUACAAACAAUUUAUCUUUUA